AUGCGACAUCGCACACUCACAGCUCUAUUAGCUGGCGCAAGCUUUGCGUUUGCUGCCCACAAGCCAUUUAGCAUACAGGAUGAUGUGCUAGCCAACCCUCAGUUCGAGGUAGUCUUCCCUGAUGAGUAUAUACUAGAAUCAGACGCACAACUACGGCUUGUCAAAUCCCAGUCAAAGCAUAAGGAUGCUACAAAUACACCUUCUCAACCAUCGGAUGCACCGAAUAUCGUUUCUCAGGACGAGAGAUCCGAGCUAUCAGAACAGGCGCCACUUCAAGGAGAAUCAGAAGCUGAUGAUGAGGAAUUGAUGAAAGAUGAGGAUGAUGUAUCAAUCGAUUCUUAUCAUGAAAUGGUUCUGGAUGGCCAGCGGUUUCUUUGUGGAAUUCCAAGUGUAACACCCACCGGAAAGGAUAAUACAUCUACUUCUACACCUAACCCAGAAGACGAGGCACUUGAGCUGGCAAGGGCAACCAACCGGGGCCUUGAGCUGCUCAGUGACCUGGAAGGGAAAUGUCUGUAUUACGCUGCAGGCUGGUGGUCAUAUUCCUUCUGCUAUAUGAAGGAGGUACGGCAGUUUCAUGCACGAGUUCCCGGGCAAGGGGUUCCUGUCUAUCCGCCGGCAGAAGAUCCGGACUCAAAAACCUACGUCCUUGGAAGAUUCCAAAAGAAUUCAGAACGUGGCCAGCCUACGGCGGCCUCUACUGAGGUGGCUGCGUUGCAAACCAAGGGAGAGUCGUGGUACUUGGUGCAAUAUCUCGAACGGGGUACGAUUUGUGAUUUGACAAGGAGACCCCGUAAGAUUGAGGUGCAAUUCCACUGCCAUCCACAGUCUCCGGAGCAUAUUGCAUGGAUUAAAGAGGUUACCACAUGUUCUUAUGUCAUGAUGGUCUACACUCCAAGACUAUGCAACGAUGUGGCAUUCCAGCCGCCGCAGGUAGAGAAGCCGAACAGCAUAAAGUGUCGGGAGAUUAUAUCACCGGAGCAUGUAUCCACCUGGGAAGCGGCUCUUGCCUCUAAGAAAGAACGUGCUAAGAAGGAGCUGGUCGAAGCUACAGAUGAGCCUUUCGCCACAGUUGGAGACAUCCAAGUUGGUGCUAUGAAAACGGUAGGUAAGGAUGGGAAGCGAAUUGAAAAGGACCAGUUCGGAUUUGGCGGAGAGCCAAAGGUCAAGGUCGUGGCAAGAAGCGAAGGAGGCAAGGUGAAGGUCCUAUCAAAGGAAACACUGAAGAAGCACAAGGUGACCAGCGAGAAGUUCGAGAGGUUGAAGCAGGAAUUGGACGAAGCUGCAGAUGGUGAAGAUUGGAGACUGGAGGAGAUAUCUACAAGCAGGGGAGAGGGGCUUCGGGCGAUCAUUGAUGAUCCAUUCGAUGAUGUUGGAAGAGAGGAGGAAGAGGGAGAAGGAGAAGGAGGCCCAGACACCCAAGCCCAGAACGAGGGAAAAGCAGACAAGGACACGUCCAAGGAGACUAGCCCCGAGGACCAGCAGCAGCAGAAACAGCAGCAGCAGACGAAGAAGAGCACGAAGAAGCAACAGCCAAAGUCAAACAAAGUACGGAUGCUGCGCAAACUACAGGGACAAGCAGCGUCAGAUGAAACUGCGCCUGAAGCUGGUAGUGAUGAAACGUACAAAACCGAUAGCAAAGUGGCAAAGGCAAAGAAGGAGAAGCUCCACAAGACUGACAAGACAGGCAAGUCUGAUAAGGCGGAAAAGAAGGAGAAGGACGAGAAGGACGAGCUGUAG
Molecule: messenger RNA, 1740 nt
Organism: Trichophyton verrucosum HKI 0517
Lineage: Eukaryota; Fungi; Ascomycota; Eurotiomycetes; Onygenales; Arthrodermataceae
Product: misfolded glycoproteins degradation protein Yos9, putative
Exons: 2
Coding region: 1-1740 (579 amino acids)
Biological process (GO): endoplasmic reticulum unfolded protein response; retrograde protein transport, ER to cytosol
Cellular component (GO): endoplasmic reticulum lumen
Source: RefSeq, a predicted model, not a curated record